GUUUGGAUACAAUGGCUUGUGUAUUUAUUUGUUUUUCUUGUUCCUUCAUUAUGGAGGCUUGUACAGUUUUGGUUCUUGUUCUAUUGUAAAUUAUGUACUUUAAAGAACUGAAUAUGUUUGUUUUCUAAUUGAUGUUCUAAUAAUAUAUGCGUGCUCUUUGCUCUUAAGUCAAAUGAAUUAUAUUGCUAUUAAACAUGGACUAACAGCUGAAUGGGCGGAUCUUCUGAAUAGCAAUUCUCUGAGCAGAUCCUCCAUCAAAAAGCUGAAGAUUCUGAAUGGAUGCCAGGCUUACAUUCUUAAUCAUCAUACACUAAAGAACAUGUGACUUUGCUGACUGAUCCCUUAAUGCAAAUGAAGUGAAGAAGAGGUUUUCUAAUAUUCCACGAUCAGCAGUAAUUCGACAUUUCUUAAAGAUGACAGCCACCACAGUACAGUUUCAGGCACUGACCUGUCUAUAUCUCAUGAUGAUCCUCUUAACAAGUCAGACAAUGGCCUUCAUGCCAUUUUUGACAAAAUCUAAAAAGCACCAGGACAUAACUCGUGAUGCAAUUCUACAGACAACAGUCAAUGUUUGCAAAUUUCAAGCACUCCAGCAGGGGCAAAAUUUUGUUAUGCCAGUCCCACUGACAGUAGAGUCAGUGGCAGAAGCUUGUUCCUCAUUUAAAUUAGCCAAACAUUUUCAAAGGAGCAUUGAUACAAUAAAUAAAAACAAUGCGUGGAUUGACUUUCGCCAUCCUUUUACUGGAAGUUACCAUUUUGACAAUGAGGAGUUUUUAUCUGGACGGAAUCUUAUUACUGCAGGAGUUUCUGCUGUCAAAUACAGUGUCAAGCAACAGAGCUAUCAAGCUGCCAGAGAGGCGCUUGGUAAAAUCCUACACACUUUGCAAGAUUUCUACAGUCAUAGUAAUUGGAUUGAGCUGGGAAAGCAAGAACCUUAUUCCAACCUGAUUAAACCAGACACCCCAAUAAGCAACAUAGCAGAUUCAGAAACAUGCAGCAAAUGUACUGGUGACACCUGCAAAGGAAACAUCCUGGUACAGGUUACAGAAAAGCAGAAACUAACAUCAGGAUACUUUGGCUGGUCCAAACCAAAAGGAAAGUGCAGUCAUGGAGGAUUACUUGAUAUAUCAAGUUGGUUUGAAGGUGGCAUAAAUAAGGAUACUGACAGCUCCCACCAUGGUUAUCUGCAUUAUGAGGCGGCAUCGGUAGCUACUGCUGCUACCAGAGAACUACUGGAAGAUAUCAGAGCAGCGAUUGGAGAUUCUGAAUUUCUUAGACUGAUGGGAUUCAGCCAAACGUCAGUACUGUGUUUUGUUAUUGACACCACUGGCAGCAUGGGUGAUGACAUUGAUGAGGUCAGGAGAGUUACUUCAUCCAUCAUUGACAGUAAAACAAGCACAGCAACUCAACCUUCAGAAUACAUCCUGGUACCAUUUAAUGACCCUGAUUAUGGCCCACUAACAAGAACAACUGAUCCUAAUUUGUUUAAAAAUCAACUCAGUAAACUUACAGCUAGUGGUGGAGGAGAUGCACCUGAAAUGUGCCUCUCAGGACUACAGCUCGCCCUCACUGGAUCUCCUCCACAGACAGAGAUUUUUGUUUUCACUGAUGCUGAUGCAAAAGAUAAAUUCUUGACAAGCACUGUGCAAGCACUGAUUGAGAAAACAAAGUCUGUUGUGACUUUUAUGCUAACAAAUGGCUUUAGUUUUUGGCGUCACAGAAGAAGUGUUGCAUCUGUACAUCGCCAACAGCGAGCAUCCACUGGGCUUUCCACUCAGUUGAACCAGGUCUACCAUGAGCUGGCUCAAGCCUCUGGGGGUCAGGCUAUUGAAGUUACCAAAGGAACACUAGACCAGGCCACUGGCAUUAUUGCAGAUAUCUCCAGCUCUACAUUGAUCACUCUUUUCCAGGCUGUAAAAAACCCAGCAGGCAAUGAAACCUUUUCAGUCUUUGUGGAUUCUUCUGUGCAAAACCUGACAAUUUAUAUUACAGGCAAAUCUCCAGAUUACACCAUCACUAGUCCCUCAGGAGUCUCGCAGAGCAGCAAUGUACUGAAUGGGACAUUGGGGCUUAUUCAGAAAGUUGGUAACUUCUAUACCGUGCAACCAAAUAUUGCAGAGCAGACUGGAUUGUGGUUCUUCAGUAUUAACUCAACACAGCCCUACACCAUCAAAGUUGUUGGUCAAAGUGCUGUUGACUUCAUGUUUGACUUUGUUGAACUUUCCCAAGGGCCUCAUCCAAGCUAUGCUGUAUUAAAUAGCCGGCCUGCAAACACCAAUGUCACCCUGUUGGUGACUAUGGUUGGUGGGGACAGUGUGAGGCCUACUGUGGUAUCUCUUAUCGAAGCCUCAAGUUCAAAGUUCAUCUCUUUAAAUGGGUCACUAGAAGAGGUAGCUAGUGGGCAGUACUUAGUGACCUUUAACAGCAUCCCAGCAGGCGAGUUUACAGUUCGUGUGGUUGGACAGAUCAGUUCCUCUAGAUCUUCAGAUAAUACCUUUCAGAGACAAUCACCAACUCGAUUCCAAACAUCAACUGUGACCAUUACUACUCAGCCUAUUGGAACAAUAGAACCAGGGAAACAAUUCAGUCUUCCUUUCACAGUUGCAAACAAUGGCACUGAAAGAGUCUUUAAUAUCAGAGUCAGCAAUGAUCGCAAUUUUGACACUCACUUUAAUGCAUCCAUAACUCUCGAAAAUGGGGUCAGUGUGAAUAAUACAGUAACUCUGACCAUUCCUGAAAAGACUCCAUCUGGAACUGAUGUCACUGUGACAAUUGAAGCUGACGCAGCUGAUGGAAGUGAUUUCAACUACGCUGUGCAGCGUCUUUCUGUUAUUGCUCCGGUAACAGAUUUUACUCCUCCCAUGUGUGAGGCAGUUACUGUAAAUGCUAACUGUUCAGGCAACUGUAGCCUUUCCUCAUGGUACCUCACUGCCAACGUGACUGAUGGAAAUGGAUCAGGAAUUCAGAAUGUGAAAAUCCUCCAGGGAAACGGGAACCUCACCACCACCACUGUGCUCAGUGACGCAGGCGUAAAUGUCACUACGGUCAUCUACAAUGCCUCUUGCUGUUCACAAGACCUGGAACUGGUUGCUGUGGAUGAAGUGGGAAAUGUUGCCAAGUGCUUUAAAUCUGUAAGUGCUACAGCACCAAGCAACAGCAGUGCACCAUCUGCUGAAAGUGGUUUGUUUUUGCAAGUCUUCCUUUUGCUUAUUGUAGAAAUGUUAUUUUACUAAUUCAUGAAGCUCUAAGAAAACAAAGAGAAAAUAUUUGAAUUAGAAUUAUUAUCCCAUAUUUACGGUUAUAUUAUACCUGUUAGCAAAUCAAUUAUCCUCUCAAUGAAUUUAAAUGAGUCUAAACUUUGCAUUCAUUACUCAUCAGUUUGAGGGUACCUAUUAUCAUAUACCAUUUGUGCUAAUCAUGUAAUAAAGAGUAUUUACCUGCAGUUUGAAAUCUGUGGCAUUUAUCUUUAGAAUCAAUUUUACUUUUUCACUAUUUUAUAUACAAGAUUAAAAUAUGAAUAUACUCUUAGGGUCUAAUGUAAAACUGAUUGCUGAUUACAGAGUAAUUACAGCCUGAUUGCUAUAACAGGCAUACAGGGUUAUAAGGUUUUAAGUCCUGGUAUAGCUUUCAUCUUUUUUUUUGAUUGCAUUUUUAUAAUUCAAUUAUAUUGUGAAAAUGUUUUUAAAUAAACUGAAUUACAUUCUAGCACUGGAAUCACAAAGGGGUUUACAGAUGUACAAUGACAAGAAGAUGUUACUUAACUGGUGUAGGGUGGUUUGAACCACGUAUUGCAUUAUACGUGUUGUCCAGGUUAUGUCUUUCUCUUGAAUUGUUUCCUUCUUUUGAUUUGCUAUGACCUAAAUUAAA
Messenger RNA from Hemibagrus wyckioides, 3867 nucleotides. RefSeq names its product von Willebrand factor A domain-containing protein 7-like. The transcript has 17 exons. Lineage: Eukaryota; Metazoa; Chordata; Actinopteri; Siluriformes; Bagridae. Bases 414 to 3233 code for a protein of 939 amino acids. The record is from RefSeq and is a predicted model, not a curated record.